This is a messenger RNA of Didymella exigua CBS 183.55, 946 nucleotides long. RefSeq lists its product as uncharacterized. Lineage: Eukaryota; Fungi; Ascomycota; Dothideomycetes; Pleosporales; Didymellaceae. The transcript has a single exon. The record is from RefSeq and is a predicted model, not a curated record. Bases 13 to 786 code for a protein of 257 amino acids.
GUCAACCCAAAGAUGCGCGAGAUUAUGACAUUGAGACCCCUUCUCGCGACGCUGUUGCAAUGCUUCCGUAUCGCCGGCUUCACCAAACACGCCUCGCAGCAUUACUCGGAGGUCGUCGACGUCUUCCUCACAUACAAAAUGGACCCCAACCUGCCGAUCCACUCACGCUGCGUUUCUCAACAUGUGGAAAGCAUUUGGACUCGGUUCCUGAAAUCGCUCACGCAGGUCAAUGUGCACAAUCUUCCUCACCACCACCAAGAGCUCCUCGCGCACACACGCCAAGCGCUACCGCAGCACGGCGCAGAUCAAGAUGCUGUUCUGGCAAAGCAGACUCCUGGCUGCGCAUACGGCUGUCGCUAUAACAGAGCCCCGCGCUCCGUUCCGAACCGGGGAGGUGUGUGCUCGGUCGUUGCCGAGCCCGAGGCUCCCACAUAUAAUGUGCUCGAUGUGCUCAGGUCGGCGUUCUCAAAUCGCCUGUACGAUAGGAUCUGUGAAGCGGGGCGUGUGGAAUGUGGCGAUCUGGGAUCUGGAGGGGAUGGCUCGCGAGACGGUGGCUCUCAGGAUGAAGAUGAGGAUGAGGAUGAGGAUGACAAUAAGAACAAGGAUAAGAACAAGGAUAAGAACAAGGAUAAGAACAAGGACAAGAACAAGGAUAGGAACAAGGAUAGGAACAAGGAUAGGAACGAGGAUAGGAACAAGGAUAAGAACAAUGAGGUCUGCAUACCGUCGGCCCGUGCGUCCAGCGGUCUAUGGAGACUACUUUCCUACCGAACGUACUUCAGGUAGUAGGCGGGAAAACGAGGCACUGUGCCAAUUGCCGUUCGCCAACGAGCAUGUCAUGACCUAAGGAUGAUGUCCUGCCUCGACAUAGGUACCUGCAGAUAUUGAGGUUGCGAACGGAAGUGGAGAAGAAUUACCCAGGCGCUCCUGAAUACUAGAAUCUACA